AUGUCAUCGUCAGAGUCCAGUCUCCCAGAAGCCUGUUGGGCAGCUUUCGUCGUGGCGCUCCUUGAGCAGGACCGCAGUCUUGAUUUGGAAGCCGAUGAGGACUGCGCAGUGAUGACCGCAGGCACUGCCCCAGCAGAAGCUGAAGAUGUGCUUGUGGAGGAGGUUGAGGAAGCUGUCGGCACACCCGCCGUCGAGGAGCCAGCUCCUGAUGCAGAGCCGGAAGCAAAAGAGAACAGUCCUCUGGGCAAAGGCGCCGAGGAGUCCUUCCUCUCCGACUCGACGGUGCCGAUGAUGCACAUGAAUGCGACCCCUGGAACCACCGAUGCGGAUCACUCCUUCCAGACCGAAGGAAUGAGUCGAGCUGUCCUCCAUGGCUCAUUCUUGGAAGACGACUCCCUCAUGACUCCACCGAUCCGGGAUGGCAGGUUCCACACUCCAG
Messenger RNA from Symbiodinium necroappetens, 439 nucleotides. The record is from the annotation of a GenBank genome assembly. NCBI's taxonomy places the organism in Eukaryota, Dinophyceae, Suessiales, Symbiodiniaceae.